AUAUAUUUUCCUCACAGUAAUGGGCCUUCUCUGAGUAACGUCUGAGUUGAAAACGAAGAACCGCCCUCUCUGUUUUUGCCGUCACGUCUUGCCGCCGGAUCUCGCCCCUAACCCUCUCUGUGUUUGUGGUAGUCCAAAACUCCAACUUCAGGCAUGUCUGGAGAGGAGGAAGAAAAUGCUGCAGAGCUUAAAAUUGGGGAUGAGUUCUUAAAAGCUAAGUGUUUAAUGAAUUGUGAAGUUUCUUUGAUUCUUGAACACAAGUAUGAGCAGCUUCAACAAAUGUCUGAGGAUCCAACCAAUCAAGUUUCUCAAGUGUUUGAAAAGUCUCUGCAAUAUGUGAAACGGUUCAGCCGCUAUAAGAACCCCGAUGCUGUUAGACAAGUCCGAGAAAUUCUAAGCAGGUAUCAGUUGGCUGAGUUUGAGCUCUGUGUUCUUGGCAACCUUUGCCCUGAAACUGUGGAGGAAGCUAUUUCCAUGGUUCCAUCUUUGAAGACUAAAGGAAGAGCACAUGACGAUGAAGCAAUCGAGAAGAUGUUGAACGAUCUUUCAUUAAUCAAAAAGUUCGAGUAGUUAGCUCUCUAAAUCUGGUUAAAUGUGUUAAUCCAUUCCUUGGCAUUUCUCACCUAAAACAAUAGAGAAUUGUACCCUUCUAAUCAGAGUCUAAUAAUAAGUUUUUAGGCAUGUACCUAAACGUUCAAUUUUAUUGCUUAUAGAUCGCUAAUACUCUGUUCGAUGACUAUGCUAUUAGACACUUCUUGAAGUUAA
This is a messenger RNA of Cucurbita pepo subsp. pepo (vegetable marrow), 765 nucleotides long. RefSeq names its product DNA-directed RNA polymerase II subunit 4-like. The record is from RefSeq and is a predicted model, not a curated record. Lineage: Eukaryota; Viridiplantae; Streptophyta; Magnoliopsida; Cucurbitales; Cucurbitaceae. Gene Ontology annotation, cellular component: RNA polymerase complex. Gene Ontology annotation, molecular function: nucleotide binding. Gene Ontology annotation, biological process: DNA-templated transcription initiation.